AUGGUACGGAUAUCUGGGGAUGAUGGCCCUCUUGGCACGCUGCGCACAUUGUUUCUGGACCACCAGCUCGCCAUCUCGGCCGCCCUGCUGUUGAUCCUGUUCACCACGCACAUAUUUCUUCCCGAUGUCCGCCAAACCACUCGCACCUUCUUCGAGCUGUCUUACCAUGACCCCGUCACCGAUACAUACACCCAAGGCUGGGAUGACCUGCCGUAUGUGGCAUUCUGGGUCGUGGUAUUUGUCGGUAUUCGAAUCCUUCUGAUGGACUACCUGCUGAAGCCACUGGCGCUCCUGGGAGGGAUUCACAAGAAGAAGGCGAUAAUCCGGUUCCAAGAGCAGGCAUUUAUUUUAAUUUACCCCAUCAUUUUCUGGUCCCUUGGAAUGUAUAUCAUGUAUAAUUCAAAAUACUGGCUGAACCUGCGGGAGCUGUGGACCAAUUUCCCCAAUCGCUCGAUGAGCAGCACACUGAAAUGGUAUUAUCUUGUCCAGCUGGCCUACUGGAUUCAACAGAUAAUCGUCGUCAAUAUCGAGGAGAAGCGCAAAGACUAUGCUCAGAUGUUUACCCACCACAUCAUCACGAGCGCUUUAGUUAUUAUGAGCUAUGCAUAUUACCAGACGAAAGUUGGUAACGUCAUUUUGUGCAUCAUGGACAUCAUUGAUAUUCUAUUACCGGCUGCAAAACUUUUGCGUUAUCUCGGAUAUCAAACUGCAUGUGAUAUUGCUUUUGGUGUUUUCAUGGUCACUUGGUUCUUCUCCCGGCAUAUUCUCUUUCCCAUGGUUUGCUGGUCAAUCUAUGCACAUGUUCCCUCUACUAUGCCGUACGGGUGCUAUGAUUCCGUUUCUGGAGCCCAGGUUUCCACGCCUCUCAACUCGCUUUCGGCAUCUUCGCCCGAUGUUCCAGCAGAAUGGACCAAUGCGAUCCUGCCGAAUAUCAUGCAAUCCUUCCUUGACCCGGGGGGUGUUGUCUGUUUCAACCCUCGCAUCCGGUUCGCCUUCCUGGGACUUCUCCUCUCCCUUGAAGCAAUUAUGCUGCUCUGGUUUGUCACGAUUGCCAACAUCGCCUGGAAGGUGAUCCGGGGUAAUUCAGCGGACGACUCGAGAAGCGACGACGAGGAGUCAGACGAAGAGGAGGAUGUUGAGACGGAUUCGGCAGAGAAGGUUCAAAAAGAUAGAUGUGCGUCGACAGGGACUUCCAUUCCGUCGAUUGGGAUCCCACUUGAGGAAGAAGUGGGCGUGGAAGACCUGCAUCUGGACAGAAGGCGAGGUGCACGGGUGCACGUUAGGCGAAGUGCUGCUGCUGCUGCCAAUGGAAGAGGCGCAGCCACGAGAACGACCCGUGAUCGAAAGGAGCUGCUGGGCAGGAUUGGAUGCGACGGCCCCUCAUGA
Molecule: messenger RNA, 1386 nt
Organism: Penicilliopsis zonata CBS 506.65
Lineage: Eukaryota; Fungi; Ascomycota; Eurotiomycetes; Eurotiales; Aspergillaceae
Exons: 4
Coding region: 1-1386 (461 amino acids)
Biological process (GO): ceramide biosynthetic process
Cellular component (GO): membrane
Molecular function (GO): sphingosine N-acyltransferase activity
Source: RefSeq, a predicted model, not a curated record